CCUGCCCCGACCUCACCUUUGCCUGUGUCUCCUACAGCAGCAGAAACUGGGCCCUCCUCUCCUUCUCUACUCACUACUCUUUGGACCCCUGGCCAGGUGAAGACCACAGACAUGGUGGACCCAAGCUUGGGUGCUGGAGCCCAUUCCCCUGAAAAUUUGAGCGACACCACCAUUGAGACACUGGCCACUCUCCAAGCUCCCACUGAGUCCGAGGUGGUUCACCUCUCCCAAAACACAGCUGUGACCAAUGUGGGGGCCACCAGUUCUGGACAUGAAACACAUUCCUCUGAGCCAGCUGAUUCAGGGCAAUCCAAAGUCACUUUUCCAGGGGUUACCUCUUCCAUCCUAAGGGAAACCACUAUUUCCACAUCAAUGCCUGGCUCUUCUGAAAGUCCAAGGCUCGAGACAGAGCCAGCAUCCUCCUUGGUCCCCAACCUGAUGGGGACCAGCACCUCCCAGCUGGUGAGCUCAGCCACGGAGUCAAUCUUUUCCAGCAUGCCCACCAAGGGUGGCACCGAUGUCUCCAGGACAGAAGAAAUCUCCUCUGGCAAGACACCCUUUGCUGGCUCUGCUCACUCUACCACGACACCAGACACGGCCACAGGAAUGCCCAGGCUCUCUACCUCCCCCAUCAUGACAGGACCUUCAGGAGUGUUCCUUACCAGGCUAACACGUCACUCUGGGCCUGUGUCACCGGACACAUCUUCCUUGAGUUCAUCAAAAAUGUCCUCUCGGGCAGGGACUGACUCAGUUGUGACUCCAAGUGUAUCGCACUCAGGUUUGACUACUAUUACGAACAGAGUUCCAGAUGAUUUGUCAGGAACAAGCACCUCCUUCAUAGAUGAAAUCAGUUCCCCUUCAUUCCUUACGUCACUACCUGCCAUGAACUCACCUUCACCUCUUUCCUCCAUAUUACCAGGGUUUAGCCCAACCUCUCUCAGUCCAGGGACCUCUUUUUCCAGUCCUCUCCUGGUGAGGACCACAGACAUGGCAUCUCGAAGCUCUGAAUCUGGAACCAGUUUUCUCCCAAUUUGCACAGCCCCUCAAAUGAGAUGAUACUGGUUGUUUUUGAAACGUCCUCCACAGAUGCAGGGACAACUUGCUUUUCCCAAAACACAGACAUUACAAGUGUGGGGACCAGCAGUUCUGGACACCCACUC
Messenger RNA from Phyllostomus discolor (pale spear-nosed bat), 1160 nucleotides. RefSeq names its product mucin-16-like. The transcript has a single exon. The record is from RefSeq and is a predicted model, not a curated record. NCBI's taxonomy places the organism in Eukaryota, Metazoa, Chordata, Mammalia, Chiroptera, Phyllostomidae. The coding region runs from base 112 to 1056 and encodes 314 amino acids.